GUAUGACAUGGUUAUGGGCACAUCCCUGUGUCGGGCCGUCACUCGUCGGUUCAAUCCGGACGCUCGGACUUGUCACUUCCGGCUGAUUUGAUGAAAUCAUCAUUACUUGAUCUGUCAAUGUAACUGGUCUGGCCUCGUGUAUCACGUCCCAUUACCUCUGGCAGUACGCCUGUUUUUCUGCUGCUGCAGUCGUCAUGCUAUGUAACGACAUAGUUGUGGGCUUGACUCUCGCCUUAACCUCAAUACUGCACAUAGCAGAAUGUUUUAACAUUGACAUCAAUCUGUCCCGACUACAACAAGGGCCAGCUGGAUCUGACUUCGGAUUUGCUUUGGGGAUCUUGAGAAAUGACUCACAGGGAGUGCGGUUAAUUAUUGGUGCCCCAAAGUCUAACUCGACCUUCCAGCCAGGUACUCUCCAGACCGGGUCCGUGUUUGACUGCAGCUAUGACCAAAUCAAGUGUACCGAACUAGAUAUGGGAGUCAGCGACGAUAACAAACCAGUCCAGAUAGAAAAUCAACGGCUUGGAUUCAGCAUUGCUGUGGGCGAGGAGAUUUCUCCCAGAAUCACUGCCUGCGCACCAUUAUGGAAAAAUACCCGAAUUCAGGCUGCUUAUCUGGCUCAAGGCCGAUGUCACGAGAUAGGCUAUGGAAAUCCACCCAGAUUCUCUGCUACCUACACGCCUAUGAAACCUCGGAGAAGCUCGGUAAAGGACAAAUUGGUACAUGGUGACAAAUACAUCAAGGGAAUGGGUCAAGGCGGCUUCAGUAUUCAUUACUCAAAGACGGUGAAUGGCAAAUCUGAAUUAGUUGCUGGAGCACCGGGAUAUUAUGAUUGGAAAGGUGGGAUAGCGUACAUUGAUAACACGACCACUGAUGUUUAUUCACUCUCCAUGUUGGGAGAGCAGUUCCCUUCAAACAGCUAUACAGCUUACAGUAUGACAUCUGGACAUUUCUUCUCCACACGACACCUCCAGCUAGUGACCGGAAGUCCAAAUUGGAAUAAUACGGGCAAGGUAAUCGUCAUGAAAAGGACUUUUAAGGACACCCUACUUGAACAUCAGGGCGAACAGUUUGGCUCUUACUUUGGAGCAGCGGUCUGUGCAGUUGAUGUAAACAACGAUUCUUUCGAUGAGCUGCUGAUUGGGGCGCCAUUAUACUCUUCAACGUAUGAGGAAGGAAAGGUGUACGUGUAUAAAAGCAACAAGCUUGACUAUAUGGUAGCGAGAGAUCCGCUAGUCGGCCCGGGUGUGGCCGGAGGCAGGUUUGGAACGACCAUCGGAAGCGUGGGUGAUCUAAACAACGACGACUUCAACGAUGUCAUCAUUGGAGCUCCCUUCGCUUACACCACUGGUGCCAUCUACAUUUAUCAAGGGAGCUCAACUGGUUUAAGAACAACUCCCUCUCAAACUAUUCAGGGAAAGUCCAUUGAACCUAACUUGAGGGGGUUUGGGUGGUCGAUCUCCAAGUCAUUUGAUACGGAUGAAAAUGGAUAUCCUGACCUGGCAGUGGGCGCCCCUAUGUCAGAUCACGUGGUCACUUUACGGACUGUACCCGUGGCUUCGGUGUCAGCUUCGCUUGACAUUGGACAUAACGUCAUCAGUCUGCAACCCAGCUGUCGUUUUCGUCAGAGGAUUUACGUAUGCACUGACGUCACUCUAACGUUCGCUUAUACAGGAAAACAAUGUCCUCCAACAUUGGACAUCGAGUUUGAGCUGAGAGCGGACACACUGACCAAUCCGGAUGAAGAGAGCGGCAGAGCCCAGUUCAUAAUGACGUCCGACAUUAUCUCUCCAUCAAUCCACCGAAACCUGACGCUGUUGCGUGGGAAGGUCGUCCGGUUCAACUACCAGGUCAUCAUACAGCCUAGAAAAGACAAAUACACCGACGUCGGUUUUGAACUGAGAAUCAAACAGAAGAAUAACUGUCAGCUUGGCGCAGAGAAGUGCCCAAUACCGGAUAUAUACUCGCCGGAUCUCCUCCGGAAGCAGGUGCCUUUUGCUAAAGAGUGCGGGGAUGACGAUGUGUGUAUCGCCGACCUCUCCCUUGAUUCCUACGCACCCAGCUCUCUUCUAAUCGGCAGCUCUAAGUACCCCGUGAAAGUGGUGGUCAAAAACCGAGGGGAGGCAGCUUACCUGACCACCGUGAAUCUGAACUACGACAAACAGCUUGCGGUAACUGAUGUGACUACGGUAGAGUCUCCCCCGGGGGCAACCGUCACGUGUGAGCUGGGGCCGUCCCCUCGGGACGACAAAGGGCAGGAGCAAGUCACCAUGAUCUGCUACACCGGCAACCCUUUGCCACCGGACGGAUUCGUCCACUUUCUGCUGACGUUUGACGUAAGCGAGCUGAGAGCACGCUCCAAUACGACGACCAUCUCGCUGAAGGCGUCGACGCUGAGCGAGGAGUUGAACGCCACAAAGGCAGACAAUGUCAUGAGUAUAGACACAGUGCUGAUGAUGGAAGCUCAUCUUACAGUACAAGGAGCGUCUCUUCCGGAGCAGAUUCGGUACGGCCAGCCACAGGCACACACUGACACGGACGUGGAGAGUAAGCGGAUACCUGUUGUACAUGAGUACACCGUGGCCAAUGUCGGACGAGGCAGUACGCCCGGUAUCGAUGUUCAAGUUAGUGUGCCCAGCGUGGACAACCAAGGGAGACAACUUGUCCACAUUUCAUCAGUGGAGGUGCUGCCGAUAGAGGGCCAAAGGCAGGAUAUAGACGGUCACUGUCACUGGGAUCCCUUAAAACCCCCAACAGGCAGCGAGGAAGGGGGGCAAUCGUCAUCAGAUGACGUGGAAUAUCUGACUUGCCUGACGACCAAAUGUGUGACAGUCACCUGCCAAGUGUCCGAACUGAAGCGUGGUGACGCAGCGGUCGUCUUUGUCAAUGGCUGGGUGGAGGAGAGUACGUUCUGGAAUUAUGGGUCCAAUAGCGCCUUCAAGCUGAAAACGAAUGCCACGGUGACAGUUCAGCAACAUUCGCUUUUGGUUCUGGGGAGCUUUCAAAAAGGCCAUUCCCAUAUAGUCACCGACAUCUUCGGUCCAUUGACGAGUCCGGCCGAUCCAUGGAUCCUCCUUGGCUGUCUCCUGGGUGGCUUUCUUCUUCUGUGUCUGAUUUGUCUCGUCCUGUGGAAGGUUGGUUUUUUCAAGAGGAAAAAGCGGGACGAUCUUAAACAGCUUUUAAGGGAGGAAAACUCCAAUGUUGAACUGGACUCGGUGAGCUCCCAAGGCCAAUCCCCCACGGGACUGGGCGAGGUACCUCCCCCAGCACCACCUGGAGCUGUGGGGGGAGCUGAUUAUAUCGUUCCUGUUUCAAAAAAUACCUGCCCGGAUGACCCAUAUCUACACCCAGUUAGUGUUGCCCUGCCUCCUUCUGGGCGAACAUCAAACAAUUACGUCCGGUUAUCUUCGGAGGAUAAAGCUGAAGACAUGGACGCAUUCAUAGGAACCCGGAUGUGAAUCCACAUUUCACCUUGUAUGUCUGCAAGAAAAAAGUUCACUGGGGAAAUCUGCCGAGACGAAGAAAUAGGCUUCUAUCCUAUAUUUGAUAUUAAUAAUUACGUUUUGUUGUCAUAUAAACCUACUUCUCUGGAAUCUUGAAAAUCGUGAUGUUUUCGCACAUUUUUCACUAGUAUUCUCCAUCUUGAUCUCUCCACUCUCUCCCAUUAACUGGUGGAUAUUGUGAAACGUCAUAUCCGGUUGUGACGUCAUUAUGACACUACCAGGCAAUAGUCGAAUGGUUUGCACGACAUCCGUGUGAGGAGCCAUGAGGAAUGUAAUCUGUCAAGUUUAAACCCUGAGAGUUAUUCCUAAGAGAGAGGUUGUUAUCUCCUGUUCCUUAAAGCUCCAGGAAACAUAUUGGAUCUUUAGAUUGCGCAUUGGAAAGGAUACAUUUGAAACUUGCAGCAACAUUUACAUGUGUAAAAUGUAUAUAUUGAAAGUCUUUUGACCGAAAAGCUGUCAACUGGCAUAUUAAAGUAAAAGAAAGCUAAAAUAUUAAAUAAGGUUCAUCAUACAGACUACUGAAAACCAUGAGUAAAAAUACUUCCAUUUAGUUUUCACAGUGUCGAAAGGCAUUCAAAUAUUAGAAUACAAUAGUGGAUUUUAUGAGCCAUAAUGACGGUAUGUAGAAACUUUAACGUCACACCACCUUGUUUUUCCUAAUGUUCACCAGAAGGAAAGAAUUUUUGGGGGGCAUUAUUUCAGUAAUCUUUUAUUCAUCAGUAAAAAGAAUUAUUCCGAUAUUCGGUGUCGUGAUUAAAGUUGGAUAAACUUCCUGUGAUGGCGGAGUUCCUAACCUCUGAUAGUAUGGUCCAUAAAGCCCACCUUAGAUUUCACAUGUUCGCGUGCUUUUAACUCCUUUCACAAAAAUAUAAAAAAUGAAUGAAAGUAUAUUUAUGCAUAGUUUUAAGUGGCCUAUUUAUUGAUGCCUGCUUCGAUUUGUAGAGGUCUUUUCUUCUACAAGUCUUAUGUAUAAGUAUUGAUUAUAAGUAAUUUUGUGCACUUCAAUGGCCAUGCAUGUUACUGCUGGCGCCUAUGUAACCAGUAAGCUGGCCUGUUGGGGCAUUUCACUUUGUACAAACUGGGCCUGGUGCAUCUACUACGGUCGUUAAUAUGGAAGUAUCAAAGUGCAAUGAAUAGGUAAAUAUUCAAAGAACCAAGAGAUCUUAGCCUCAGUAGGACUGGACAACUGAUAUCACAAAUGAAUUGUUAGAAUUGUUGUUUUUCGCGGUUACGAUCUCGUACAUAAUGGUGGCCCGUAUAAAAGUCAAUAAGUUUUUCUCGCCUCCAAAAAUGUUAUACAUAGUAAUGAUUCAGCAACUAGCAAUGACAACAUCUUAUAAAAUUCUUGUAACAUGUUAUCGAGACGAUUAAAUUGCAUAUUUUCCCAAACUGAGUCGAACAUUAAAAACUAACAGUCUAUGUAAAUUAUCUAAUUUUUAUUGUAAGUUACGAUUGUCAUAACUUACAGUCCCAUCAUGAAAGAGGGUGUCCAUUGUUAGAUGGGUUUAUGAUCUUGAACUUAGUGAUUUACGCUCAACUGAAUCUUACGAUCCAGCGUUGCAAGCUGCCCCUGAAGUCUUCCUCUUUUUUUGUUUCAUCUCUGUUGUUUUGAACCUCUCAAACUUCCUCCGCACAUGCUGCUCUCCAGUAGCAUUAUAAAAAUUGCAGCAAACCCAGCAAUGUUAGGGCCCAGUUUCACAAAGCGGCGAACGACAUUUUUUAUCUUACAUUUGUCGUGCGAUAUUUUGUAAGUCACAAUGGCCGUACCACGGUAAUCGCACAUAUACGACAUCUUUGUGAAACUGGGAUCAGGUACAUGUAAAACACAAUUAAAGACGUACGCUUUAAUACAGGUUUACUGUAUAGAUGCGAAGUCCACUGCAUACGUGGGCUUUCUUUUUUCUUGCGAGUGGAGAUUUUUGUGUCUUGAUCUGAACUUUAUACUUAAAGGAUUAUAUAUAUGGGAGGUUUUUAUACAUAUAAUGGCGGUGUCUCCGUAGCAUCUCAAUAGCGUUCGCCUGUCAUCUUCAAAGGGAGACAAAUCUUAUCGCUCAUAACAACAGCAGCGCCCUCUAUCUGCUUGAACAACAACACCUUCCGAUCAUUCACGGUCAGUUUUAUUGGUACUGAAAUCGCUGGUAUUAGUAUUCAAGUACCUAGAGCGCACUGCUGGUAUAGAAGUCUUUGCAGAAGAUUUGCAUACUCCAUUGCAUAAGGAUAUCUUAAAAAGUCAAAUUUUGGCAAAACCGUUUUUGCUUAGUUUUUUCAUUUCUGUCUUAAUUUGGACAUAGCAAUUUGCUUGCUUUUGUUUGUAUAUUUGUGAAAUGGUUGCAAGAACAAAUAAACCUAAAGAUAUCAAACUGGAGAUCGUAUUAGCUCCAAGAAUUCGCCUUUCUUCUUGAUUUCUUCAUAUGCAUUAUAAUCAAACUCUAACUAUAUUUUCAACAGAUCCGCAGAAAAGACAAAACUGAAUUUAAUUUUGUUUUUGGCUUGAUUUUUAUCUCAGACACAGGAAUUUUUGCAUCUUCAUAUUUGUAUAUUUGUGAUAUGGGUACAAGAGCGCGUACAUAUAAUGGCAUGAAAUGGGCAAAGAUGCGCGCUCCACUUCCUCUUACAUUUGUUCAUAUGCAUUUUAAUCGGAUUCUAGUUAACAUUUUUGUAUCAGAACCCUGUAAGAAAAUAAAGCGAUAAUUUUGUAUUUCAGA
Messenger RNA from Liolophura sinensis, 6208 nucleotides. Its product is annotated as integrin alpha-9-like. Gene Ontology annotation, biological process: integrin-mediated signaling pathway; cell-cell adhesion; cell adhesion mediated by integrin. Gene Ontology annotation, cellular component: integrin complex; external side of plasma membrane. Bases 195 to 3458 code for a protein of 1087 amino acids. The record is from RefSeq and is a predicted model, not a curated record. Lineage: Eukaryota; Metazoa; Mollusca; Polyplacophora; Chitonida; Chitonidae. The transcript is spliced from 22 exons. Gene Ontology annotation, molecular function: integrin binding.